Messenger RNA from Anisakis simplex (herring worm), 195 nucleotides. Lineage: Eukaryota; Metazoa; Nematoda; Chromadorea; Rhabditida; Anisakidae. The record is from the annotation of a GenBank genome assembly.
GAAUAUGGUCGAUACGAAUUCACUCAUGAGGUGUUGGGUAAAGACGAGUCUUUCUUCAACGGUCGACCCGUACCUCGUGAACGUCGAAUAUCAGUGAUUUGUCGUGAUCUGCCGCAUGCAUUCGCUGAAGCACAAGAGAGGGCUGCUAAACUAGCUGCCGCAUUCCCUAGUAGCGCAAAACAAUCCGAACAGUAA